UCUAUCAACUGGUGAGUUUUCUGAAGCCCCUCAUCUUGUGUAUGAACUAUUGCAUGAAAUCAACAAGGCAAGUAGUAAAUUCCAUGCCUUCCUCCAAAAUAUUUCUAUGCUUUCCUUUUCUUUAUCUUGUAAUAAAUUCAUUUCGUAGGGAUUCCAGUUAUCUUCUAUGCUCUUCUAGAAUAUCUUAGCUUUUGAAAAUCAGCAUGCGGUUGGAUGAUUAGGAGGUUAUCCCGAGCCCACCAGGAAUAAUAUCAUAGAUUUGAAAACUUGUACUCCCUCCGAUCCUAAAUAUUUGUCUUUUUAGAGAUUUCAACAAAUGACUACAUACGAAGCAAAAUGAAUGAAUCUACACUCUAAAAUAUGUCUACAUACAUCUGUAUGUUGUAGUCAAUUUGAAAUGUUUAGAAAGACAAAUAUUUGAAAAACGGAGGGAGUAUGUCUCAUUAAGAUGGAAUAUUGUUUUAGCGGGAGUCGAUGUUCCCGUCGACAACAAGACGCAUGUGGUGACUUUUCGUCAAUGAAGCUCCAUGAUUCUGGUCUUCAGUAGACGCUGCAUGAGUGUGUGCUCCGUGUGUAUGCGUUAUGUUGUACUCUGUGUUUCUAAAAAAAUUGCUCCCCCUCAUUUUCUAUAAUGUUUUUUAGAAAUUACCUUGCACCAUAUAAUCGGACUCCUAACAUAGUUAACUCCCUAAACCUGACUUUCUAAGACAAUACAACACUAAUUUCAUUGGUACGUAAACCUGCUGACCUUGACCUGCCUGCCGGCCGGCCGGCCGCGACUGCAUUUCCGUUGCCUUGGUACAAUGUGCUGGCGUCUACAAGACUUCAGAAAUUAACAGGAAAAUUACUAUAUGCUCUAUUAGAGCGAUUCUCCGUUUUAAAGCGUUGCGCCCGUUCAAUCAUUGCAGGCGGUGGCUUCUUGGCUGCAACAACUGGUGAGUUAUCCCAAACACCUCGUCUUGUCCCAGAAUUAAUACAUGAAAUCAAGAAAGCAAGUAAACAUGUCUUAUCAUUUACUCCCUCCGUUCCAAAUUACUCGGCGCUGAAAUGGAUGUAUCUAGAGCUAAAAUACAUCUAGAUACAUCCAUACGUGCGACAAGUAAUUCAGAACAGAGGGAGUAUCUUUCUGAAGGCUGCUUUGUAGUGUCUCCAUGUCAUGGCCUUGUUUACUUGAAUCCGAGUUUGCAAGUGUUCUUCUUACACAUGUUCUGGUCAGGUGGCGUUGGCGCUGGAAUUAACAAGUUGCGGUUUUUGGCCCGGCAGAGUGAUGUCUUAGGAUACCAAGUUCCUCCUUUUGUUUCUCCUCUUGAACAUCUCAACCUUGUGUUUUAGUACUGAACAUGAUUGUCCGGUGCCUGAAGUCUGUGCAACAAUCAGUGAUUGAUCCCUCCGGCGUACUCAAAUCCUCUUGGAACUUUGAAAAUACCACCAAGGGUUACAUAUGCCGCUUUACUGGUGUAGACUGUUGGUACCCUGGCGAGAACAGGGUUCUCAGUUUACGUAUUGGCAACCUAGGACUUGAAGGCCCAUUUCCUCAAGGUCUACAGAAUUGUUCAAGUGUGACCGACCUGGACCUGUCAAAUAACAAUUUUUCAGGACCAAUCCCUCAGGACAUUUCACGGCAGAUGCCGUAUCUGACAUCUCUGGACCUUUCGUACAAUAGCUUUUCGGGUUCAAUCCCACAGAAUAUUUCAAAUAUGACAUAUCUGAAUGUCCUCAACCUUCAGCAUAACCAGCUCAGCGGUCAAAUUCCACCACAAUUCACUUUGCUUACUCGGUUAACUGCAAUCAAUGUCGCGGACAACUUGUUAUCAGGGCCUAUUCCUUCUUCACCAUAGAACUUUUCGGCUUCGAGCUUUGCUGGUAACCAAGGGCUUUGUGGUGCACCGUUGGAUGAUUGUCCCCCCCUCGAGGAGGAGAUGGAGACCGGUACGAAUCAGGCUGCACAGGCUCAACGACCAGUCGAGCAUCGGAGCGGCCGUCAGAUUCGUCGUGGGGUUCGUGGCGGCCUUCUACUUCCCGCACUGCUUCGUCUGCUCUGAGAGGUUCCGUGCCUAAGUCGUCCGCAUAUGAUUCUGAAACUUUGUCUGGCAUAGCUUCCGGAGGCCAAAUGAGCACUUCCGGCAGCAAAUCUUUUUUAGCUUUGUUCCCUGCAGUAACGAUUAUCUUAAUUCGCAUGAUAAUGCAUAUGUCAACUCUUCUAGAAAGAGGCAAGGCAUCAACUGGCCGUAAUUAUUUAGGUACCAUGUUGACAUUUCUAAAGGAACACAGUGAAACUCUACACUUCUGCAGUGCUUUUCUGCCCA
Molecule: messenger RNA, 2306 nt
Organism: Triticum dicoccoides
Lineage: Eukaryota; Viridiplantae; Streptophyta; Magnoliopsida; Poales; Poaceae
Product: probably inactive leucine-rich repeat receptor-like protein kinase At5g48380
Exons: 1
Coding region: 1341-1838 (165 amino acids)
Molecular function (GO): protein binding
Source: RefSeq, a predicted model, not a curated record